Molecule: messenger RNA, 6353 nt
Organism: Stegostoma tigrinum
Lineage: Eukaryota; Metazoa; Chordata; Chondrichthyes; Orectolobiformes; Stegostomatidae
Gene: asb4
Product: ankyrin repeat and SOCS box containing 4
Exons: 6
Coding region: 72-1424 (450 amino acids)
Biological process (GO): intracellular signal transduction
Cellular component (GO): cytoplasm
Molecular function (GO): protein binding
Source: RefSeq, a predicted model, not a curated record
UGUCAGUGUAUCUGAAGCUCAGUUUCUCAUUAGGAUUACUAUAAGCAAGUUUAUUCGUGCUGCUUUUGAAAAUGGAAGUAGAAAGUCCACGAGCCCAUGCAGCCAGAAUACUAAAAGCAACAUUUUUACAAGCACUGCAGAAUAAUGACUGUAAAACCCUGAAAGAAAUGUUGAGGAAGAAGAAGAUAGAUGUUGAUACCAUUUUUGAAGUGGAAGAUGAAACCAUGAUUUUGGCAUCUUAUAAACAAGGUUACUGGCUGCCAAGUUACAAACUAGGGUCAUCCUGGACAACGGGCCUGCACUUAGCAGUGAUGUUUGGCAAUCUGGAGAGUAUGGCAGUGCUACUAGAUCAUCAGGCUAGUAUAAACUAUCAACCAAAUGGGAAAACACCUUUACAUGUUGCCAUUGACAUGAAAAACAGGGACUGUGUUAGCAAAUUGUUACAUCAUGGAGCUAAAGUAAACUCUUUUUCACUGAGUGGAUAUGCACCACUACAUUUAUGCAGAACCAAGGAGUCAAUUUCCUGUGCAAAACUGCUGAUCUGGAAUGGUGCCAACCUGAAUCUACAGGCUAACAAUGAUUAUCAAGAUACCCCACUGCACACAGCUGCACGGUUUGGAGUACCUGAACUUGUGGCCCUUUACAUCGAACAUGGAGCAGCUGUUGACAGUCUUAACGUCUAUAUGGAAACACCACUUAUUACAGCAAUUUAUUGGGCUUUAAACAUGAAGGAACAACAAUACAGCACAAACCAUCACCUGAUCUGCAGAAUGCUUAUAGACUAUGGAGCUUCCGUGAAUGCUCGAGAUCGGGAUUACAAAUCUCCACUUCAUAAAGCAGCUUGGAAUUGUGACCAUCUGCUUCUGCAAAUGUUGUUAGAAUCAGGCGCCCGGGUUGGGUCAAUGGAUGUCAAUGGCUGUGCCUCUCUACAGUACCUUCUGAAGGUCACAGGGGUACGUCCUGCAGCAGAACCAGAGAAAUGCUAUCAACUGCUGCUAAACCAUGGAGCUGCAAGGGUUUACCCUCCACAGUUUCACAAGAUCCACUUGUACCUUGUCUUUAUUGGUAGGAGUGACCAAUGCACAAUCCUAUGGAGAAGAUGUUUCAUCUUCACAUCUAAGGUACUACAAUCAUGCUACACCUGUCCAAAAGCAGUGGAGGUUAUGAUCAAUUCAUAUGAAUCCAUUCAAUCCACACCAAAGUGGAGACAAGUUAUACCAGAUGAAGUCCUAGAGCAACACUGGGAGUUUUAUAAAUCUCUGUUUGAUGUCUGUGGAAGAUCUCCACGCUCUCUGAUGCACCUGGCUAGAUGUGCAGUUCGAGCAGUGUUGCAGAAAAGGUGUUACGAAGCAGUGCCAAAACUUAACCUCCCACUUCGACUUAAAAAGUAUCUUCUAUUAGAACCAGAGGGUGUGCUCUACUGAGUUUCAGAAUUGAUAAAUGAGUUUAUAUGCAUCACUGGAUCUUAUUCUUCUUGUUAAAUCAACCAUUGCACAAAGUUAAUGGCCCAGAUUUUGCGGUCGGUGAUGUAGGAACAAAACUUACUAUUCAUUGCGCGUACAGCAACCACAGACUUAACUGUGGGCUUUUCAGCAACAGCUUAGUUACAAGAAGUCCUUUUCAGUAUGGUGCCCUCUUUAGGGGACUGCAGCAAUGUGAACAGGGAAAAAAUACACCACAACUCUUAAAGAGGCAUGUAGAUUCUCAACCAGGAAGCAAAAAUUAGAAUAUCUAAUUCAGUUUAAAAUCAUGCAUGAAAGCUAAACAACGUGAAGUAAAAGAAAGAAAGAUUUGCAUUUAUAUAAAGCUUUCCAUGGCCACUAGACAUCUCAAACUGCUUUACACUUAAUGAAAUCCAAAGAAGUGCAGUCACUAUUAUAAAGUGGCAGCCAAUACAUACUGAGCAAAAUCUGACAAUGUGACAAUGAAUAGAUAAUCUGUGUGCGUAAUGUUAAUUGAGGCAUAAGUAUUUGCUGGGCACCAAGCAGCACUUUCCUGAUCUUCUUGGAAAUAGUGCCAUCCUCCUAUAGAUCCAAGUAUGGCCUCAGUUUAACAUCUGUAUCACAAAAUUCUACUCCAGUAAUGCACCUGAAUGUCAGCUGUGAAUGGAUUUGAACCAAGCUGGCCAAACAGAAGCUAAGAGGCACAAACAUUCUUUGUUUAUUGACAAUAUAAAUCCAACAGUCCUGUCUCAGCACCAGCCAUUGCCCCUUUAUAUCUAAGUAUCAAUUAACUAAUUGAUAGACAUCACCAGUUUCAUUUCUAACUGACCAGAGUCCAAAGAGGGAAGGCUAGAUGGAUUGGCCAUGUGAAAGGGCAAUGCAGUGUCCAGGGAUAUGCAGACUAGGUGGAUUAGCCCUGGUAAAUGUGGAGUUAUGGGGAUACAGUGGUGGUGAAGGAUCUGCAUGGGCUGCUCUCCAAGGUCAGCGCAGAUUUGAUGGACUGAAUUAUCUCUAUCUGCACUGUAGAGAUUCUGUGAUUCUAUGAGGGCAUUGUUGCUAACUUUGCAGAUGACAUAAAGAUAGGUGAAGGAUGAGGUAGCGUUGAGGAAGCAGACAGCCUGCAGAAGGACUUGGACAGGCUACAGAGAAGGAGGGUAAAGAAAUGGCAGAUGGGAUACAAUAUGGAAAAGUGUGAAGUUGUACCCUUUAGCAGGAAGAUUAGCGGCAGAGACUAUUUUCUAAAUGGGGAAAGGCUUUGGAAAUCCAAAGCACAAUAGGACUUAAGAGUCCUAGUUCAGGAUUCUCUUAAGGUUAAGAUGCAGGUUCAGUUGGCAGUUAGGAAAGCUAAUGCAAUGUUAGCUUUCAUUUCAAGAGGGCUAGAAUACAAGAGCAGGGCUGCACUACUGAGGCUUUAUAAGACUCUGAUCAGACUGCAUUUGGAAUAUUGCGAGCAGUUUUAGGUUCUCUAUCUAAAGACGUAUGUGGUGGUGUUAGAGUUCACAAGGAUGAUCGUGGGGAUGAAGGACUUCACAUAUGAAGAGUGAUUGGGGAUUCUGGGUCUGGUUCAGAGGAUGAGGGGGAUCUUAUUAAAACUUACAGAAUACCGAGAGUACUGAGUAGAGUGGACAUGGAGAAAAUGUUUUGACUGGUAGGAGAGGCUAGGACCUUCACAGCCUCAAAGUGAAGGGCCAAACCUUUAGAAUGAAGAAGAGGAAGAAUUUCUUCAGUCAGAGGGUGAUGAAUCUUUGGAACUCGUUGUGCAGAAAGCUGUGGACGCUAAGUCAUUUAGUGUACUUAAGGCAGAGAUAUAUAGUUUCUUAAUUAGUAAGGUGAUCAAAGGUUAUGGGGAGAAUGGCAUUGAGAAAUGUAUUAGCCAUAAUCAAAUGGAAGAGCAAACUUGAUGGGCCGAAUGGUUUAAUUGUCCUUCUGCAUCUUAUGGUCUUAAUUAUUUGUAAUAUUAAUGUCAGCUUUGUCCUGUGCAUAAGCCCAGGUGUCAAACUUGAUCCAGAGCCUUGUGAUCCAACAAUGAGACUUUUUAAAAGAAGGGGAUCUGAGAGAAACAAAAGAUAGAAAGUAAAAGUUACAAAAAUCUAACAUUUAAUUUAAAUUUCAAUAAAAAUUAAAGUCUGAAGGAGUGAGACUCCAGACUUGUAAAUGUGAAAUCCCAAUACCAGAGAGGUUGUUUAGUUAGUAAUUAAGAUCUAUUAUGGCAUUAAAAAUUCACAUACACACAAAUGCACCAGCCCUAAUUUUUUCAAGAAUGUUUCACAAAUGUUAUAAUUUUGUGCUUUUGUAUUUUAAUGCUGAAUUUGUUGGAGAUGUACCAUGUGGAAGAACUGGGUAUCUAGGACAAUAAUCUCUGCUUUUUAACACUUAAUUGUACAUAUGUGGCAGUAGAAAUCACUUUUCAAUUUACUUUGUAAGGAAUGCAAGCACUGAUAGCGUCAUUUAUAAUCCUAAAUCCAGGCCAUUGGGUUUCCCUCAGAUUUUUCUGUGUAUUAACUGCAUCUGUUUAUAUAUUUUGAAUCAAACCAAUUUUCAAAGACAAAUGAACAAAUCUGAUUGUGUAGAAUAUGAAAUGCACAAAAUAGAGUAAACUGUAUAUCCUGUUUUAUUGUUCUGUUAUAUUCACCAAAAAAAUCAUAAUUUCAAAGUUGUUUAAGUAACAUUAAAAAAGUGUAACUAUAACACCUUUUUUGACCAUUUAAAUUUACACAUUUCAUCUGUUUGGUAGUUAUUUUUUUUGACACCUACCUACAAGUAAAUCCAUGAACCACAAGUAUAUAUUCCAAGAUGUUUCUCUAACAUUGUUGAAUUUGUAUAUGUCCUGCAUUCAACAUAAGAUAACAUGAUGUCAAACAAUUACUGAUUAUUUCUAUAUGUGGUUCUAUAUGACAUUUGAUAAAUUUAUAUUUUAUUAAAUUUGUACUGUACCUGUUAUCAUUGAUUAACAUGAAGUCUGUCCUGCCUAAACUGACUUAUGUCUGAAAUCAUCAACUCACACUUUUGUCUUUACACCUACUCAUUACCAUCACCUCCUUAUGGUGCCACCCGCUAACCUUUCAUUUUGUCCCAAAUGCUUCUUCUUUAAAAUCAUUCCUGUGUACUGCCUCUGCAUUCCCAACACCCACCGGUCCUUACCAGAUGGCUUCCUUUUUUUCAUCCUUCAGAUUCUAUGUUGAGCAACUUCUCAUCCAGGCUGAUUUCAUUUGCAUUUCACCUUGACUUUCUCCUUUUAUUUCCCUGCAGUCUUGACUGCCUUUAAUCUUUCACUACAUUCAUAUUCAUGACUCCUUCCAUUACUUUGUUUAUCUCAUGUGCUCUCUAUACUUCCAUAUCCUUGAUCAUAGACAAGAUGAUAUCCUGGCAUUCCUCACCACCCACUUAAUCCUUCCUUCUCAUAGAAUAACCCCUAAAUGCCACUUAAACAGCACAUUCAAAUUCCUGACCUUGGCUUUCUGUUUUUCACAAUUUCUCUGCAGGUGUCAACUUGUCAAUCUUUCGCACAUUUGCUUUUCUCCCUAAUAAACCUAUACACUUUCCAAAUGAAAUAGUUCCACCUAAUAUUGUUUCCUUAGGUUAAGAUGAGACAAAUUAGCUCUCAGUUCUUAAAAUAUUAAACUUAAUGUUCUCAUGACAUGCCUUUUCUUUGCUUCAAGAGAGGUCUGCAAUCCUCUGAUGCUGGUGUUUUAUAUACCACACCUUCCCUUUGCCCCAUCAUUUAAAGCUGUACUCUCAGUCAUUUUGUCCCAUUCUCUGAAAUAUCCCCUUUAUACUUCUCGAUCUACUUCUCCUCCCUUGAGAUGUGCCUUAAAUCACCCUAUACAAAGCUUAGGAUCACUCCUUCCUGAUAUCUUUUGUUUUAAUUUCAAAAAUAUACUUCAUUCAGAAAAAUACUCAUCAUUUAUAUACAUUGUCACAAAAGCAGUUCAGUUCUGUAUAGUUGCACAUCAAGUAAAUAAACAAAACGUUGAACUUUGACUAUCCACAAAACUAGAGACCUCUCUUAUAUAUACAAUACUAAUGUUUGCAUAUAUUUGAGACAUUAGGAGAGUUUGACUCAGCAUCAAGCUUUAUCUGAUUUAUCUUCACAGAAAUCAGUUAGACAUGUUCUAAACAUAGAAACACAGAAGAUAGAAGCAGGAGGAGGCCACUUUGCCCUUCGAGCCUGCUCCACCAUUCAUCACGAUCAUGGCUGAUCAUCCAACUCAAUAGCCUAAUCCAGCUUUCUCCCCAUAACCUUUGAUCCCUUCACCCCAAGUGCCAUAUCUAGCUGCUUCUUGGAUACAUUCAAUGUUUUGGCAUCAACUACUUCCUGUGGGAAUGAAUUCCACAGGCUUACCACUCUUUGAGGGAAGAAAUGUCUCCUUAUUUCUGUCCUAAAUGGUCUACCCCAAAUCGUCAGACUGUGACCCCUUGUUCUGGACACACCCACCAUCGGGAACAUCCUCCCUGCAUCUGCCCUGUUAGAAUUUUAUAAGUCUCUCUGAGAACAGCGCCCCCCACCCACAUUCAUCUGAACUCCACCAAAAACAAUCCUAACCUAGUCAAUCUCUCCACAUAUGUCAGUCCCUCCAUCUCCAGAAUCAGUCUGGUAAACCUUCGCUGCACUCCCUCGAGAGCCACAACAUCCUUCCUCAGAAAAGAAGACCAAAACUGGACACAAUAUUCUAGGUGUGGCCUCACCAAGGCCCUGUUUAACUACAACAACACAUCCCUGCUCCUGUACUCAAAACCUCUCGCAAUGAAGGCCACAUACUAUUUGCCCUCUUUUGACACGUUAAAGACAGUAAACAUAUGUAAGUUAUUGUUAUUGAUAAAAACCAAAAGAACUGCGGAUGCUGUAAAUCAGGAACAAAAACAAAGAUGCUGGAAAAGCUCAGCAGGUCUGGCAGAAACUGAAGGAAAAAG